GAGAGGCGUGCUGGACAGCAGCAUCCUGUACCCCACCCGCUUCCCCUCUCCUCCCCGGCCCACCCGGCCCCCGGUGCCCGCCAAACGUCCCGCCCUGGACGGGCAAAAAAAGGACAGGAAGGACGGUAAAGACUCCGCCUCCCGGCAGCCCUGCCCUCACGCUCCCCGCCCAGCCUCCCCYCCCGCGAAGCGCCCCGCAGCGGAGGUCAGGAAGGAGAGGAAAGRUCCAGCAGACCCAAACGCCCCCAUCGCUCCUCUUCCUCUCCACCUUCAUCCUCCCCCUCUGAGAAAAGAGCCUCCUGACCCCGACGCUCCUCUUCCUCCGCUCCCUUUUCAUCUGCACCCUCCUCCUGCUCCUCCUCUCGCAAAACGUCCCUCUGUGGAUGGGAAAAAAGACAAAGACAGCAGCAGGAAGUCGAUCACAGAAUCCAAGCCUCCUUCACAGAAAAAAACUGCCGACUGUGACAAAAAGACAGGAAAGACUCAGUGGAUGGCAAAGUGUGUAAAAAAACACUCAGAUGAAGCUAAGAGAGAAAGGAAAGAUUCCUCUGACUCUAAAUCACCUCCUCCCAAAAAACCAACACCAGAAGUUAAAAAAGACAAACCCAGGAAGGAUUCCUGUGACUCAAAGCCAGGCCAGCCUGUGAGAAGCCUUUCCACUGACUCCAGACCUGAAAGACGUGAAUCCACYGAUUCAAAGAAAAGCAGCUCACCACCAGCAAAGAAGCUAACAGGGGAAAGGAGAGAAUCUUAUGGCUCUAAACCUCCUCCACCUGCUCAUCCACUGAGGAAAGCCUCUACGGACAGCAUUGAAAGAAAGAGCAAAACCGAAGCCCCCAGAACUCCCACCACCCCGACAAGCCCGAUGUCACCCAGCUUCAGUUCUCCUGGAGGUCCUCUGCCCCCCCACCUGGCUACUGGAGACUCGGUCCGGGACAAGUGCAUUGAGAUGCUGGCGGCUGCUCUGCGCACAGACAAUGACUUCAGAGAUUUUGGAGUGAGCUGCGACAGCAUGGCGGCAGAGAUCGAAGAUCAUAUCUACCAGGAGAUAAAAGCCACCGACAUGAAAUACAAGAACAGAGUGAGGAGCCGCAUCAGCAACCUGAAGGACCCCAAGAACCCGGGACUGCGCAGGAACGUGCUGGCGGGCAGCAUCGAGCUGAGCCGCAUCGCCUCCAUGUCUGCUGAGGAAAUGGCCAGCGAUGAGCUGAAACAGCUGAGGAACGUUCUCACGCAGGAGGCCAUCCGGGAACACCAGAUGGCCAAAACUGGUGGGACCACCACAGACCUGCUGCAGUGCGGCAAGUGCAAGAAGAAGAACUGCACCUACAACCAGGUGCAGACACGUAGCGCAGACGAGCCGAUGACCACAUUUGUUCUGUGUAACGAGUGUGGAAACAGGUGGAAGUUCUGCUGAGGCCUUCAAGGUGAAGACACGUCCUUUUUCUUUUUCUGAGCCUGCUUCUUUUCUAUAAUCAGGAUGAAACGAGUGUUUGAAUUGUUGCAGCUGCUGGUUUAAACAGAAAACGAUGCUCUUACAGUUUUUACUUGAACUAUUUCGAUCAACGAGCGCGCGUUAAUAAUCAAUCGACAGAUAAAAACCAGCUGUGAUCCAGAGAUGGGAAUUAAUAGCUUUAAUGCCAAAUGAUCAUUUUGUAAAUACCUUUGAAUAAAACUGCUUUUAUCAAACAUA
Messenger RNA from Austrofundulus limnaeus, 1693 nucleotides. RefSeq names its product serine/arginine repetitive matrix protein 1. NCBI's taxonomy places the organism in Eukaryota, Metazoa, Chordata, Actinopteri, Cyprinodontiformes, Rivulidae. Gene Ontology annotation, cellular component: nucleus. Gene Ontology annotation, biological process: DNA-templated transcription. Gene Ontology annotation, molecular function: zinc ion binding; nucleic acid binding. The record is from RefSeq and is a predicted model, not a curated record.